AUUCCUCUGUGGCAUCAGAAGGCUAGCCAGCGCGCGGAGGGUGUUAUUCUGUGGGACUAUCACGUCAUCUGUUUACAGAAUAAGAGAGAUGAAAAGUCUUCAUCCUUAGUGUGGGAUUUAGAUUCCAGCCUUCCGUUUCCAUCGCCCCUUGGAACCUACGUCGCUGAAAGCAUUCGUCCGUCUAUUCAGAUAUUUUCAGAAUUCAAAAGGUUCUUUCGAGUUGUGCAUGCCCCUAUAUUCCUCCGACACUUUGCGUCAGAUAGAAGGCAUAUGAAGGAUUCCGCUGGAAACUGGAUUUCCAAACCACCAUCACAUGAAGCUAU
Molecule: messenger RNA, 323 nt
Organism: Capsicum annuum
Lineage: Eukaryota; Viridiplantae; Streptophyta; Magnoliopsida; Solanales; Solanaceae
Product: protein N-terminal glutamine amidohydrolase-like
Cellular component (GO): nucleus; cytosol
Molecular function (GO): protein-N-terminal glutamine amidohydrolase activity; protein-N-terminal asparagine amidohydrolase activity
Source: RefSeq, a predicted model, not a curated record